UGUCUUUCAAACCAUCUCUCCCAUUGUAAAUUUGUUCAUGCAAAUCAUGGCUAUUCUCUUCCUUUUAACCAUCAUGCUCUUGUCUCUCCACACCAUCCAUGCCAAUAAAGGGGGUUGGCAAAAGGCUCAUGCAACUUUCUACGGUGGUGAGGAUGCUUCUGGUACCAUGGGUGGUGCAUGCGGGUACGGCAAUCUUUACAGCGACGGCUACGGCACAAAUACGGCGGCGUUGAGCACCACCCUCUUCAACAACGGCCAGAGCUGCGGUUCCUGCUACCAACUGCGGUGUAUCGACGACCCAAAAUGGUGUCUUCAUGGAAUCAUCACCAUCACCGCCACCAACUAUUGCCCACCAAAUUACGCCCUUGCUAAUGACAACGGCGGGUGGUGCAACCCACCGCUCCGCCACUUCGAUCUGUCACAGCCUGCUUUCUUAAAGAUCGCACAGUAUCGCGCCGGAAUAGUCCCUGUUGCGUACAGAAGGGUACCAUGUGUAAAGAGAGGAGGGAUGAGGUUCACCAUUAAUGGUCACUCUUACUUUAACUUGGUUUUGAUAACCAACGUCGGAGGUGCAGGAGAUAUUCAUGGGGUUUCAAUCAAAGGGUCGAAAACAGGGUGGCAAAGGAUGACCAGAAACUGGGGUCAAAAUUGGCAAAGCAACUCGUAUCUUGAUGGUCAACGCCUCUCUUUUAGGGUAACGGCAGGUGACGGAAGAACAGUCACCAGCUAUAACGUGGUGCCUGCUGGUUGGCAGUUUGGGCAGACGUUUCAAGGUGGCCAAUAUGAAAAUUUUUGAACCAACAAAACUAUAAUUGAAAUCCCAUUAAGAUUAAAAUAAAAGAGGGGAUUUAUGUGUUACUAGUGAUGUUGAAAAAAAGCAUUGAAUCUUGUUUGUAUUAUAUAUAAUUGUAUACUAAAAGUUGUUAAAAUAAUUGAAAGUGGGAGAAUAUAUGUUUCAA
Lactuca sativa (garden lettuce) is the source of this 959-nucleotide messenger RNA. RefSeq names its product expansin-A4. NCBI's taxonomy places the organism in Eukaryota, Viridiplantae, Streptophyta, Magnoliopsida, Asterales, Asteraceae. The record is from RefSeq and is a predicted model, not a curated record. Gene Ontology annotation, biological process: plant-type cell wall organization. Gene Ontology annotation, cellular component: extracellular region.